GGCCCUGACUUCUCAGAAGGAGCAGCUGCUGGAGGAGCAGAGAGCUGAGAGGAGGAGGAGUGAAGAGGAGGCCCUGCAGUGGCACAGAGAAAAGAGUAAAAUGCUGGAGCUGUUCUCCAACAGGCUGGACGCCCUGCACAGUCACCAGGCCUCCAGUGAGUCUGCAUGCAUUUAUAGGCAUGUGGAACCAUUAGCCUUUUUGGUACACCUUUAUUAAUGCUCUGUGACACCGAACAGCACUACAGGAGCUGCAAAUGGCCCGACAGGAAGUAGGGAAAGUCCAAGAACUGUUGAUGGCAUCAUCGCAGGAGCAGCAGGAAGUCACAGAGGAAGGUGCAAGCCCCGAGGACAAAGUACAACAACAGACUGUGGAUUGCAGUGAGUCAGAUCUGCCACUGGAGGGGGCUAAAGCCCGUCUGGAGGAUCUAAAGGAGAGUUUGUUCCAGAGAGAGAGAGAGAUCACUGAGCUGCUGGAGGCAGAGAGGACCCCCGUCCCUCCUCUUCCUCAGCCACCCUGCAGUGUUCUGCUCCCCACUCUCAUACACAAGGCUCAUGCAAUCUGCUGUGCAGGGAGUGAGAGCCGAGCUCUUCUGGACCAGAUGAUUGAGGAGAAUCGUUUGGCUCUGGUUGAAGCCAGAGACAAACUGGACGGUCUACAGAUGACUCAAGAAGACAGUAAUGACAGACAGGAUAAGACCACUGACCUAAAGCGGUCAAGCGAGUAUGAAUCAAGUUUGUCUUUGCUCCAAGACAGAGUGAGGGAGUACGAGGUCUCUCAAAUGGCUUUAGACUGCAUCAGAACUGGAGAGAGCCCAGAAACAAAUGAUUGUGAUGCGGUCUCAGAGCUGGAGGACAUUUUGGGACAAGGGACAAUCCGAACCCCAGAGGGAGUGAAGAGUGUCGGUCAGCAGCUUGUCUUGAUGCAGGAUCAGCUCAAGCAAAUGAAAGAAGAGAAUAAGAAAUUAAUUGAGAACUACUCAUCAGAAAGGACAAUGAGGAUGAAGUAUUACAAUAUGGUGGAAGAUAUGAAAGGUAAAAUCCGAGUGUUGUGUCGGAUUCGGCCACCGAGCCGAAUCGAGGCUGCACAGGGUGAGGCUCUGGUUGUGGAUAAAGUCGAUGAGUUCUCUGUGAAGGUGGAAACCGCUCGAGGGCCGAGGGAGUUUCAGUUUGACAAGGUGUUCUGUGCCGAAACGUCUCAGGAAGAUUUUUUUCAUGACACCAACAGACUGAUCCAGUCAGCCAUUGAUGGUUACAACGUCUGCAUCUUUGCAUAUGGCCAGACAGGUUCAGGGAAGACCUUCACCAUGGUGGGCGACAAGGAGCAGAAGAACCCCGGGAUCUUGCCGAGAUCUUUUCAUGCCAUGUUUGAAAUCAUCAGGGAGAACAGCACCAGGUUUGACUACAAGGUUUCGGCCUAUAUGCUCGAGCUGUACAACGACAGGUUGCAGGACCUCUUUGUGAGUCUGGCUGGUGAGGCCCAUGCCCUGCCCCAGUCCCAUGGCCAGGCCAGGCGAGUGGAAAUCAAGAGGAACAGAAAGGGGGUUGUGUUCGCCCAAGGAGCAGAGACAAAGGAGGCUUCCAGUGCCCAGGAGCUCUAUGCUCUGUUCCAGCAGGCCUGCGCCAAUCGACACAUCUCUGCCACCAAAAUGAAUGUGGAGAGUUCUCGCUCCCAUCUCAUUGUUGGCAUCAUGGUGGAGAGCAGGAAUCUGACCAAUGGGAGCGUGAGCACUGGGAAGCUGAGCCUGGUGGACCUGGCAGGCAGUGAGAGAGCAGCCAAGACUGGCGCCAAGGACCACCAGCUGAAGGAGGCUAACUCCAUUAACAAGUCUCUGAGCGCCCUGGGUGAUGUGAUCUCAGCCCUGUCUGCGGAGCUGCCCCAUGUACCGUACAGGAACAGCAAGCUGACUCAGGUGAUGCAGGACUCGCUGGGCGGUAAUGCCAAAACCCUGAUGAUCGUCAACAUUUCCCCCUCAGAGUGCAACGUCGAUGAGACUCUCACAUCCCUCAUUUACGCAACAAGAGUGAAGGCCAUAACCAACAAUGCUCAGAGAAACGUGGAGAGCAAAGAGAUCGCCCAGCUGAAAGAGGUGAUCAUGAAGCUGAGGUCGGGACAGACUGUGGAGGAGGAGGAUGUCUGACCUCUACUACUCGACCACAUUGCAGUGAAGUGGUUGGAUUGGAUCGUCUUUCUUGUGUCUUUUAUGCAUACUGUAGCUUCCUAAGAACGAAGACGGACUUUUUAACAAUUUAAACAUAUAUAUCAGUCACGUGCAUGGCGGGACGGGUGACAUCACUAUCGGGCACAUUCAUGGGAUUGCGUGCAGUUUGUUAAUGGGUGCUGGCUGCCAGGUCUAUAGAAUGAGGCCCCCACAAUAUGGGG
Molecule: messenger RNA, 2380 nt
Organism: Pleuronectes platessa (European plaice)
Lineage: Eukaryota; Metazoa; Chordata; Actinopteri; Pleuronectiformes; Pleuronectidae
Exons: 15
Coding region: 255-2138 (627 amino acids)
Biological process (GO): microtubule-based movement
Molecular function (GO): microtubule motor activity; ATP binding; microtubule binding
Source: RefSeq, a predicted model, not a curated record